Strongylus vulgaris is the source of this 1053-nucleotide messenger RNA. NCBI's taxonomy places the organism in Eukaryota, Metazoa, Nematoda, Chromadorea, Rhabditida, Strongylidae. The record is from the annotation of a GenBank genome assembly.
AUGCGUGAUCUCUUCAACGAUGAACCGUAUGGAAAUGUCAAUGAAGAUUUACAGUAUAUGGAGAAAUCACCAGAGCUAGUAGUCGCUGAAACUCUUCAAACGCAUCUCUUCGCUUCGGAUGAAUUUCGUUACUACCCUCUUUUAAGGAAGCAUCUCAUCCAGGAAACCUUAUACUCUUUAGCACAAAAUGGUAGCCUUACCGGGCUCAUUCAUCUCUUAGUUCUCGUUUUGGUUGUAAUUAGCAGAUCAAUGGCUGGGAAAUCAAUCCAUCUUUCACGGGUUUCUGUGAUCUCUGUAUUUGCCUGUGUUUGGGCUUUUUUGAUAAUUUCACAUGUGCUGUUUUCUACAGUUCAGAUAAAUGCUAUACAGAAUCUCGAUGAACUUUUCUCCACACUGUCAAGAGGAAAGACAUAUCUCCAAUGUGAAGUAACUCCGCAAUCGAAUUAUGCUGAAAUUGCAAGUCAGUGUGAUCGAACAGCAGUAUUUCAUGCAUUUGGCGCAUAUCUUCUACGUGGGCACACCCUAUUCACUUUGCUAUUCCUCUCAGCUUCUAUUUUGAUUUUUACAAUCACCAUCACCUAUCACUGCCGCAUCCGUAGACAACAUGACUUCAUUCAUAGUGGAUUACGAGAUCAGUCUCCACAUAGGCGUCGUGAAAAAUUAUUUCACACCUUGAUUUUCUCCAUAGCGACAUUUUUCGUCUCAGUGCUUGGACAGACUUACAUAGAAAUUGCAGUAUUUUGGGUAGAUGACAGAGAGGAGGUGGCAAUGCUCACAAAAUGGUACCACUUUGCUCGCAUAGCCGCUUUCGUUGAUCCAGUGUUAAACCCACUAAUAGUCGUGGCUCGAACACCUGCUUUGCGAAGACAGCUUCGCGCUCAGUGGACGUCAUUACGGUCACGGGCAUCUUCGCAAGGAACGAAAUCCAGACGAACCGGGAGUGGACGAUCAUAUCGCGGGUCAGUUCGACGUACUGGCUCUAAACAACGCCGAUGCGAUGUGGAAGUGAAAUUGAUAAAACCCGAUCGACCGGAAGGACUAUUUAGAAGAGUG